AUGAAGAGGGCACGGAUCGAUCGAUGGGGCGGCCAAUUGCUGCAGGCCCAUGCCCGCGGUAUCGGCAGCGGUAUCUCAAGACCGGCAUUUCUACAAACGACUCGACGUCAAGCUUCUACAGCUGCCGCUUCUCAAAUCAACGAAGAAACACCUACAUUCACCAAUCUCCCAUCUCCCUCCCCCGAACGUGCCGCUGAGUCGGCUAAGCUUGCAGCUCUCCACUCCCGGUUAUCCCUCUCUAACAAGAUCCCUCUGGAAACUCUCGCCCGGGCUCUCAUCGUUCCCUCAGCCGACAAAAACCCCAGUUUCAACAACGCCAACCUCGCCUUCCUCGGCAGCACAUUCAUCAAUUAUCACGUCCUCGAGUUCCUCGUCUGUAAAUGGCCUCGUCUACCAAUGACCGUCCUCUACGAGGCCCUCCGUGCUUAUUCUGGGAAGGAAUCUCUGCAUCAAGUGGCUCGUAGAUGGGGUGUUGAGGCCGCUGCUGCUCCCGGUGAGGAGGUUGAUCCUGGUCUAUUACAAUGGGCACCCCGUGAUGCGGAUAUGCAGUCACGCUGGGGUUCUGUUCGUCAAGAGUCUGCUUUUACCGACCGAUUUAAACCCCGACGAGGAAUCAGCAGUCGUGUAGUCUACGACAAUGCUUUUGGUGAUCCUGUGAACGCCGAGAAGAUGAGCAGCGAGGAGGGCUAUAAGUAUUACCAACACGAGGCGUACUCUUCAUUUGUCCAAGCCGUUGUUGGUGCUGUUUACACCCACUCUGGUCAAGACGCCGCUCGCGAUUUCGUCAAAGCUCACGUCCUUGCUCGACAAGUCGACGUUUCUACCAUGUUCGAAUUCAGUCUACCUACACGAGAACUCUCCAUGUUGUGCGCUCGUGAAGGAUUUGAGGCACCUGUUGCUCGUCUAGAGAGCGAGACAGGUCGGCAUUCACGAACUCCCGUAUUCAUUGUCGGUAUUUACAGUGGUUCUGAGAAACUUGGUGAAGGUGGAGGCCCUAGCCUCGACGUUGCCAGAUGGAAGGCAUCGAUGAACGCCCUCAAAGCGUGGUACCUCUACAGCCCCGGCAACAAGGUCCGGGUACCAAGUGAUAUGUACGAGCCGGAUGCUAAGCGCUGGACGGCCCCUCAUAUCGAUAUUGGCGAGGUCAUCUAA
Messenger RNA from Fusarium mangiferae, 1152 nucleotides. RefSeq lists its product as uncharacterized. Gene Ontology annotation, molecular function: ribonuclease III activity; double-stranded RNA binding. Bases 1 to 1152 code for a protein of 383 amino acids. The record is from RefSeq and is a predicted model, not a curated record. The transcript has a single exon. Lineage: Eukaryota; Fungi; Ascomycota; Sordariomycetes; Hypocreales; Nectriaceae. Gene Ontology annotation, cellular component: nucleus. Gene Ontology annotation, biological process: rRNA processing; regulation of gene expression; primary miRNA processing.